GAGCCUAAGCUUCUGUUCCCCGACACCGACUCGACGCCGCUCCCGAUUCGGUUACCAUCCGGCGAUUGACGACCACCAAUCGGCCGGACCAUCUGGAGGAUCCCGGCCCGUUAAUUGCCUUGGUUUCUUCGAUUGACAGCCGUAGGAGGAGGAACGACGCCGAGAAGCUUUGAACUACCCGACGGAUUCUGAGUUUUCCGGCGACCUUCUUGGGAAAUCGAGGGGUUUCGGCUCCAAGGAGGGUUGUGACUCCGACAUUAUAUCCGGUGCAUCUAGAUGGCUUCCUGGGUGAGAGGUGAUUGAGUAUUCGAGCUCGACAAGCCUGGGGAAUGAAGAGUAGGUGAACGUAGAAAGAGACUGCUUACGGUGAAGAGACGAUAUGAGUGGCCUGGUGUAGCUGAUGCAUGUCGGAAGUGAAAGCAAGCAGAGGAGCAGUAGUGGAAGACUUGAUUGAUGCUGAGCUACUCUUUGGGUGUAAAUAGUGGUUUUGGAGUUGGUCUCACACAAUUUGAUUACAAGGAUAUUGCUUCGGAAUAAAUGUGAUCUGGAUCCCUUGACACCAUCGCCUGUAAGGUUGUAGAAGAUAAAACUGGUCUUUCAUGGCAUCUGGUAGCCACGGGGAGUGUUCAUCUGUUGUUUCAGAUCCUAAAUGGAGAUAUGAUGUGUUUUUGAGUUUUAGGGGUGAAACACGACUCGGUUUCACAGCUCAUUUACGCGAAGAAUUGCGAGAUCAAGGAAUUACACGAGUUUUCUUGGAUGAAGAAGAGCUUCGGAAAGGAGAAUUGAUUGCUGACCUCUUCUCAGCAAUUGAACAAUCGAGGCUAGCCAUCCUUGUGAUUUCUCAGAAUUAUGCUUCUUCAACGUGGUGCCUGAGAGAGCUUUCAAAGAUUCUAGAAUGCAUGGAAGCAAGGGGGGGAGUUCUACCAAUUUUCUAUUCUGUGGAGCCUAGGGAUGUUGGAAAACAAUUGGGAACUUUUGAACAAGCGUUCAUUAAUCUUCAAGAAAGAUUUAAGAAUGACAACGAAAAGGUGAAACAGUGGAGGGCUGCUUUAGAGAAAUUGUCGAAUAUCAAAGGGUGGACUUCAAAGGAUAGGUUAGCCUUCCUUCUUUCUUUCCUAAAGUUUAAAACUUUUUAAGAAUGAGCAACUGGAUGUAUUUCUUACCUCUACGGUU
This is a messenger RNA of Fragaria vesca subsp. vesca, 1173 nucleotides long. Its product is annotated as TMV resistance protein N-like. Gene Ontology annotation, molecular function: ADP binding. NCBI's taxonomy places the organism in Eukaryota, Viridiplantae, Streptophyta, Magnoliopsida, Rosales, Rosaceae. The record is from RefSeq and is a predicted model, not a curated record. The transcript is spliced from 4 exons. Gene Ontology annotation, biological process: signal transduction; defense response. The coding region runs from base 600 to 1136 and encodes 178 amino acids.